This is a messenger RNA of Propithecus coquereli (Coquerel's sifaka), 2983 nucleotides long. RefSeq names its product HCLS1 binding protein 3 (gene HS1BP3). The coding region runs from base 4 to 1200 and encodes 398 amino acids. Lineage: Eukaryota; Metazoa; Chordata; Mammalia; Primates; Indriidae. The record is from RefSeq and is a predicted model, not a curated record. Gene Ontology annotation, molecular function: phosphatidylinositol binding. The transcript is spliced from 7 exons.
GCUAUGCAGUCCCCGGCGGUGCUCGUCACUUCCAGGCGAGUGCAGAAUGUCCACACAGGCCUUGACCUGACAGUGCCCCAGCACCAGGAGGUGCGGGGCAGGAUGAUGUCCGGCCACGUGGAGUACCAGAUCCUGGUGGUGACCCGGCUGGCCGCAUUCAAGUCAGCCAAGCACAAGCCCGACGAUGUCGUCCAGUUCUUGGUCUCCAAAAAGUACAGCGAGAUUGAGGAGUUUUACCAGAAACUGAGCAGUCGUUAUGCAACAGCCAGCCUCCCCCCGCUCCCCAGGAAGGUCCUGUUUGUUGGGGAGUCUGACAUCCGGGAAAGGAGAGCCGUGUUCAAUGACAUUCUGCGCUGUGUCUCCAAGGAUGCCGAGUUGGCAGGCAGCCCAGAGCUGCUAGAAUUCUUAGGCACCAGAUCCCCAGGGGCUGCAGGUCUCACCAACAGAGAUUCCUCUGUCCUGGGUGACACACACAGCCAGGCAGGGGGCGAUGAGGAGGCUUUUGACUUCUUUGAGCAGCAAGACCGAGUGGCGGGCGAGAGUCCGCCCACCCUGGGCCUGAAGGACAAAGAUGUAGAGAAGUCCUUGGAGGAGGAGGAGGAGGAGGAGGAGGAGGUGCUGGAUCCUCUGGGCAUCAUGCGCUCCAAGAAGCCCAAGCAACAGCCUAAAGUGGCCGUGAAGCCCAGGCCCUCGCCGCGGCUCACCAUCUUUGACGAGGAGGUGGACCCUGACGAGAAGCUAUUUGGCCCGGGCAGGAAGCUCUCCCCACAGGGCCCCGCACAGGAUGCGCCUCCCACAGACCCCCUGAAGCUGUUUGAUGAUCCUGACCUUGGCGGCGCCAUCCCCCUGGGUGACUCCUUACUGCUGCUGCCAGCCCCCCGUGAGAGUGGAGGGCCCACAUCCAGCUCGGGCCACAGGGACACCUCCGAGGAGCUGUUCAGAGUUGAAGAGGACUUGGACCAGAUUCUGAACCUGGGGGCUGAGCCCAAACCCAAGCCCCAGCCUAAGCCCAAGCCACCAGUGGCAGCUAAGCCAGUGCUACCCAGGAAACCAGCUGUUCCCCUCAAAGCAGGCCCGUCUGAAGCGGUGGCUGGGCAGCAGAAGCCACAGCAGCAGAUCCAAGCCAUGGAUGAGAUGGACAUCUUGCAGUACAUCCGGGACCACGACACACCUGCCCAGGCCGCCCCCAGCCUCUUCUGACCCACCGAGUGCUGGCCCUGGCCCAGCAGGCCCCCUGUGGAGGUGUGGGUGGGCAGGAGGGGGCACGGUGCCCUACAGGGCCAGGACCUCCAUUCCCAAGGGAGGCAGGGUGGAACCCUGGGUCACGGGACCCACAGCUGCAUUUUUUCCUUUUCUCCUGGGCUGUGGGGCAGAGUGGAACCCGCACAGGCUGCAAAGAGUGGAGGUCGUCUUAGGAAUGAGAGCCCAAGUGUUCUCAGUCUCCGUGGAUGUGGAGGGGAGAGAGUGUGGGGUGCCUUGCCAACAAGGAGCCCAGCCCCAAGGAUGGGUAGGGGCCCCAGGGAGGUGUCACAUGGGCAGGGAAUCCUCGUGCCCUCUGACUCUGCCAGCCCCAGCACAGGAGGGAGGGCCUGGCUGGCCUGGGGUGAGGGGUGCCCAUGACAGACCACCCCAGAGUCUCUGCAGGUGCUGAGCGGGUCUCCCCCAAGAGGGGUAUCAAGCAGGAGGGCCCGUCCGUCUGGAGCGUUCUGACACGAGCCUGUCCUGAGCCUCCUCUGGUUACCAGCUCUAAGAGAAGUCAGGCCCAGCUCUGCCUCUCUGGGGUAUGGAAGGCCCUGCCCUUUCCUUUCCCAGGAAAGGCCCUGCCAGCCAUUGCCUCCUCGGGCCUCGGGGCACAUAGCCCGCAUCCACCAUUGCAGCUCUCAGCAGGUGGGUCAUAGCGCCCCUCAGCUCAGCCUGGGGUGUGGGCUGGGCUUCCAGCUGGUACCACCUCCUACCCCAUGGGGGGCACGAUGCUCUCAGGCUUAUGCUCUGAGGCCCUCACUGUCCUCAGGGUCUAGACCUGAUCUGUGGCCUUUCAGUAGCAGAGCCACCUUCCCAGGGAGCAGGAGCCAUGUGUGCCAGGGCAGGGCCAGUGCCUUAGACAUCUCCCGACUCCCAGAGCCCCCCUGGCACACAGGUCUGGGCACCAUGAAGUGCUCAGGGAAUUCUCUGCAGAUGACUGAUGUUUAAUGGAGCAAAGAAUGUCAGGAGGUCUGGAUAUGUCCUUCACUUUAGAGCUGGUUUUUAAAGAAAUCAACCACUUUUGUUCCUUGGCCCCAUCCUGCCUGGUAGAGGUAUUGGAGGGACUGGGACCUCAGACCCUUUUCCGAUGGACACCAAGAGCCAACCCUGGGGGACCCGGUUGACACUGUGGGUUUUUGUAACCGCCAGCAUCUAGUCCCCCCAGCUCCUGCUCUGUGCCAGGACCUGUCUGCUCUGUCUUGCAUCUUACCAUGUCCCCCACCAGCUCCUAGUCCUGGACAGGCCCCUGCCCUCCCCUCCAUCUGUGCCAGAAUGAGAGGGAACAGUUGGUUCUGGGGCAAAGAGCUGAGUUCCUCCUCCUCCACCCUGGCCGGCCUUCAUAGCUGCUGCCUGCUUCCCAGCCCCCAGCCCCGGGCCCUGCACCCUGUGCUGACGGCAGAGGGGGGCCUCAGGAUGCGUGGCAAGGUGAGGGGCCGAGUCUCCCUUGGGCUCUUUCCCCUCCCCGCCGUCUCCUCUGCAUCCGCCAGCUUUGGGUAACAGGGCAGAGGGCGCAGUAGGGCGGGUGGCCGUGGGGCGGGUCCUCUGGCUGGGAUCCUAGCCUGCCACCCUGGUGUGGACUCAGCCCCUGGGGACCAGCCUCCCCCGUGGCCUGGAGUUCUCUGGACACUCAGUGGAGGUUGUGUUUCCCCAGAUACUGAUGCUCUAGUUGUGGCUCGUUUGAACUGCAGGUCUGUGAUCUACUGGCCAAUCAACCACAGUCGUCAUCCAAUAAAGCCUGUGU